Messenger RNA from Photinus pyralis (common eastern firefly), 963 nucleotides. Its product is annotated as calcyclin-binding protein. Gene Ontology annotation, biological process: heart development. The transcript has 5 exons. The record is from RefSeq and is a predicted model, not a curated record. Gene Ontology annotation, cellular component: nucleus. Lineage: Eukaryota; Metazoa; Arthropoda; Insecta; Coleoptera; Lampyridae. Bases 174 to 821 code for a protein of 215 amino acids. Gene Ontology annotation, molecular function: ubiquitin protein ligase binding; tubulin binding; S100 protein binding.
GUGGCUGUGGCUCUUCCUUCUGCUUAUAAGUUAUAACCUCAAAUCUCAAAAGUUCCCCUUUUCGUGAUUUAGGAUUUUAGGCCUCAAGUCUUUUGAUUCUAUCCCUUCAUCUUAAGAAGCACUGAAGAAAGCAAAGGAAAGAUUUAAUAGAAGAACUUAAUAGAUAGACGAAAAUGGAAGAGCUUAUGCAAGAUGUAGCCGAAUUAGAAUUGUUGCAAAAACAAGCAAAAAGGCAACGAAUAAAGAAUAUACUUACAGUAGAGCUAAACAGACAACAGGCGGAACUCGGCCGACUUCAAGCUGAAAUUCAAAACACUGAGAAAGUAACUAAGCCUGCAGUCAUCAAACGAUAUCAAGUAAAAUUGACGAACUACGCUUGGGAUCAAACAUCAAAGUUUGUUAAGUUUUAUGUUACGUUAAAAAACGUUCAAAACAUUCCUGCUGAAAAUAUUACUUGCAGUUUUACCGCGAAAAGUUUAGAAUUAAGCGUGAAAGACUUGGAAGGCAAAGAUUAUCUAUUUACAAUAAAUCAUCUUCUGAUGCAAAUUAAUCCCGCUGACAGUGUGUGGAGAGUUAAAUCUGAUACAAUAAUUAUUAAUGCGGCCAAGGUUGAACAAAAGAAUUGGGAGUUUGUCACGGAAAUUGAAAAACGUGCAAGCGAUGCAAAGAAAUUAUCAACCCCAAAUCCUGAUGCUUCAGCUGACCCUUCAGAGGGUUUAAUGAGUCUAAUGAAAAACAUGUACGAACAAGGGGACGAUGAGAUGAAGCGCACAAUCGCCAAAGCGAUGCAUGAGAGUCAGACCAAGAAAGGUGCAUUGUAAUUCAUUAUAUUGUCACCAUCUUAUAAUGUAUUAACUAGAUUAUAUUUCGAAUGAAAAUUAUUAUUACUCUUUACGUUGUAACAAUUUCUGUAAAUUUGCCCAAGUAUGUUGGGAAGUAAAUAAAUUUCAUAAUGUAAUAGUA